This is a messenger RNA of Pocillopora meandrina, 6721 nucleotides long. The record is from the annotation of a GenBank genome assembly. NCBI's taxonomy places the organism in Eukaryota, Metazoa, Cnidaria, Anthozoa, Scleractinia, Pocilloporidae.
CGAGGUCACGUCUUUACGAAGAAGGCGCGCGUGCCGCGUGGGCAGAGAUGUAAUGUGAUCCUAAAUAGCCUGCUGUCAGUCAUUUACACUUAGCUCUAGAGCAUUCGCUUUUUGCGUCAGUGCAGUCAGAGUUACAGCUCAAGAAGAAAUGCACAUAGUUAUGGCGAUCUUCAGUACUGCGUUCGUUUUGCUGUAUUUCUUUGGCUCAUCUCUGGCGGUUGAAGGUAAGGGAAUAAACUUUGUCUCACUCGAAAACUUUGUUUAAGUCAAGGUUUGAUAGGCGCUGAUUCUGGUCUCGAUCCCCAUCAAAUUGAUCUCCUUGUGAUAAUUUUAAAUCUUAAACGUGGAGAAAAGGUUAAAUGACGUUUGUGGUUUUGUCACUGUUGUACCCCAAAUAAAGUUCAGUGAGGCACUUUUCACUGGAAAGCUCAACACUGUUUACAGAUUUCGCAAUUUGUGUUAGUUAUUCAUUUACACCCGAUUGACAUUUUGUGUCAUCUCACCUCAACUGAUCUCUCACUACAGUCAAUCUCACUUUUUUAAGCAUGGUUUUCCGAAAAACGCCGAAAUAUUUUGGCAUAGAGCAAGAGUAGAAUUGUUAAGAAGUGUGUAACUCGUCGGUUAAAAUCUUAAGAUUAACAUUGGCAUGUGUAAAAAGAUUUUGUCUCCACCAGAAUAUCUCUGUCUAGUUUAACUAGGAAGUGUUGACAGUUGGGUCACUCAAAGUUAUUAUUCAGCCAUGAUUCAGUUGGCGAUUUCCCAUGGUGUGGUUUCCUUUCCCUAUAUAAAGUAAUUGUAAACCAAGCUUGACAGCAUGACAUUUUAGUCAGAGGUGUUUGCCAAAUACUUUGGUCCUGAUACAUGGCUGCUUUAGACGUUUUUUUAGGAAAAGGACAGCUGUAGUAAUUUAGAGGUCACGUCACAUUAUUAAAUAACAGACCUUAAGAAAAAUUAAGGAGGGGUAAAGGAUUUUGAAAGAUUAAAGUUUUAUGGCAUACCAAGUGGGAAAGUCUAAAUAACUUUUUCUGCGUAGGACAGCUUUUACUUUCUGAUGAUGCAGGUUAAUCUUUUUUUACUUCACGGCGUUUUCCUCUGUGCGCCCUUUUGCUCACCUUUUAAUGGCUCAUCUCUUGUAGAGAGGAAUUCCGGAAGUGCCUCUCCACUUUACAGACGAGAAUAUAUGAAAGUGUCAAUUUUUUUCAACGAAAAAGAUUACUGAUUCUAGGCCAUGAUGUUAGAAUUCAUAUAUGGCUCAGAGAUUUUUAAUAACGAGUUUUGACUAAAUCUCUGUGUCACAUUCAAUCAUUCUUUACAUCUAAAUUAUUACAGUAGCAAAAUGUGGCGGUGUCCUUAACAAUGAAACUGGACAAAUAACUUCACCAAAUUACCCAAACGACUAUCCAGAUGGUAUCACUUGUAGAUGGAAGAUCUCUCCUUACAAGUCCCAUGUGAAUAUCACUAUUGAGGACUUCUUGGUAAGUAAAUAAUCAAAAGCUUUUCCCUAUUUACUGCGCGAAAUUGUGGAGCGAAGUCAAGUUGCAAGAUUUUGUUUUCUUGGCAAAAGCCGUGCAAAUAUCGCUUGAGUCAUACACCUUUCCGUGCAUCAGUGUUGCCUUUUUAUAUUUUAAGCGACUUAAACUGGAGGAAAAUUUUCUGGCAAAGUUAAUAAUGUUGAUAUAACCUUCACGCUAGUUUCCUUUGCAUGUACUGACCCCAGGCUGUACAAGCGCACAUGUAGCUAUCCCGACCUCCAUCCCUCCCAAAUUGUUCCACUUGCCAAUUAGGUCAUUGCAUUCGAUUUCUCUUAACGGUUUUUUGUUAUUAUUUUCCAUUAAGCUUGAAGGAUCUACAAACUGUGAAGAAUUCGACUUCCUUGAAAUCAAAGUUAAAAAAGGCCGGUAUAGCAACGAAAGAAUCGCUGUUUGCGGGUCACUGAAUCCUCGUGUACUGAGCAUCAAACUAGACGGUGAAUCAGUGGAAAUGACCUUCAAAACCGAUAUGAAUGUGAACGCAAGAGGAUUCAAAAUCAGUUACCGAGGCUUUGGUAAGUUUCAGCGACCCUAUUUUUCUUUAACUACUGACCCCUCACCCGUAAGGAAUUUUUUAUCAAUAUCCUAUGGAAGAUUUUACAUUAACACUGCAAAUUCAUAGUAGCUGUUGAUGUCCACGUUGGUUAAGAUGGCGGAAAAUGUGGAAAGAAAUUGGUCGAUAGGAUUUGAAGGUAGUGUGAUCGAAAGAAGGGGUGGGGCUGUUACAGCGUGUCAGUAAGCUGGUACACCCAAGGAGUAAGUACACAUAUUAGGUGCAACGCAGUUAAGCCAAGAUUGACAUAAGUUUCCUUUCAGACAUCGACCCUUGUGUGAACAACAAUGGUGGAUGCUCGCACACAUGCAACCUGGUUAAUGGGAAGCGUGAAUGCUCGUGUCCCGAUGGUUACAAACUAGGGUAUGACUCGCAGACGUGCAAAGGUUUGUGGUAAAUCAAGUUUUGUCUUUUAAAAUAAAAGUAGGGUUUUGCCGAAAAAUGUGAUUAAAGAAUCAGCACUACGCAAGAACGCUCAUUUAGUCCUCGUGAAGCUAGAACAAUUACAAUACAGAAGGUUGAACGCGUUUGUGAAGAUACGACUGCGUUUCGUCUCCAGGUCUCAAUGAUCCACACUCUCUUCCAACUUACAAUAUUUUCACAGGCGUCAAUAGUUGUUACUUCGCGGGACGACAAAAGUGUCCUUACACAAGCAAGUCAAGUUGCAAGGACCUUGCACACGAUGUUACCACUUGCGUCUGUUGGCGUGGUUACAAGAAAGACUUAAGGCACAACAAAUGCCGCGGUAGGUGUUUAUUGAUACUUGCUUGUAAGAGUGAUUGAAGGUUGGGUUCUGUCAUUUAAAUCAAUAAAUAUAACUUACACACCAUUGGAAGGUCUUAUUGCUGAAGGUAUUUCAUUUUCCCCGUGUAUGACAGCUUCGACAUUGUUAGUACCAAGUUCAAUAUUAAACGUUCUGGGAAUUUUGAAUGCUUAGUUUCCCUGAGGUGAGUAAAAUUGACAAAUCUUAGCUACAAAAAUUUUGCUCCACCCAUAUUCUACAAGAGAAAAUGAGAGACCUGUGAGUUAAAUUAGGGCGUGCAAUAAAACUUAUUAACUAAUGCUGAUAUUUGUGAAUCCACUCUCUGUUUUGACCGGCAAAUUCUGAUAUUAUUUUCCUUUUCCAUCGAGAUAUUGACGAGUGCAAAGAAGUUCCGAACCGGUGUGGUGUUGGGGUCUGUCAUAACAAAAUAGGUUACCAUUACUGUACCUGUCCCAAAGGGUACCAAUCAGGCUAUAAAGACGGCAAAAAGACAUGCCGGGGUAAGGAAAUUAAUUCCAUACAAUAAGCUUCAUUUCUUGACGAUGGUUUUCCUAUCGAACAUCACAAAUCCGUUUAUUUUCAUGUUAAGAAAUAAUCAUCUAACUGUUGGUCUGGAAGGUUCAACUCUUGAAGUACACUUUAAAAGACGUUGGUUGGACUCGGAUAAAUUGUGCUCACGAAUAACCACUCCAUAUUUAAGCUUACAAAACUGAGUCUUUUUACCUUUCGUAUUUAGCUUAAGAACUAAGAAAUUAAACUGUUCAGCAGUUACAAUAUUCUGCGGGAAAUCUACAUCCACUUAAAUUGCGGGGUCAACGUAAUCCUUGCGGAUAAUGUUAAGGUCAGAUUGGAUCCAGUUAACUUUGACCUUCAGUAAACAUCUUUUCCCUUGACAUGCCUUUGUUUUUUUUCUUUUGAAUCAGAUAUAGACGAAUGUAAUAGUUACAGGCAACCGCAAUGUGGAGAGGCCCAAUGUGUUAACACUCCCGGGAGCUAUGUUUGCCAAUGCAAACCUGGAUAUAAGUUCAACGAAGUUUCGAAAACCUGUGAAGGUUUGUAAUUAUGGCUAGCUCCCUGGGUUGGCAAAGUAAAUGGUUACCUGUGCACCUUACCCGUUCGAGACAGCAUGCUUUGGUCCUUCAAAAGCAAAAUCUAUCUAGAAAUCUUCCUGCCACUCAGUGAGUAUUUAUGAGCUGCACCUCCUUAGUCACGAUGGAUGGAUAUGACUUUCCCUCUCGGUGAUCAUUACGAUUAUCAAAGUUAUUUUAAAAUUGGUUGGUUUUUUUUUUUCUUUCGCGUUUUCGUGGAUUUCACAUUCGACUCGAUCCACAAGAUUAAAAAACGCAAAAAAAAAAACUUGGCCAACAUGAAGCCAUUUGGGCCUCACGCAUGAUCAGUAACGCUUACAUAUCUAACUCACCAGAUGACGAUGAAUGCACCGCGAACAUCGGUGGAUGCGAUCAAGUUUGCUCGAACACAAAUGGUUCCUUCAGUUGCAGCUGUCAUCUGGGGUUUUUCCUGGAUAGCAAUGGCAAAACAUGCAGGGGUAGGUUGCACUUUUUUCCAUGUAUACAAUAUUAUCAUCAUCGUUAUAAAACUACAAUAGUAGUAAGAAGUUUCUAAAAGUUAAGAAGAACGCAACGUCAGCGGGAAAGCAAGGUUUAAGUCUCUACUUUUCCUGUGGAGUUUUCUAGCGAUUGCGCUAGAAAACUUUUUUUUCCUUGUGUAAAGUGAAAGCCUGGAUUCAAGCUGGAAAUUCUUAGGAAUGAAAAGAUUGUUGUUGUAGUGGAGGACUGCUUAAUGAACACCACUGUUUACUUCGAAAUCUGAAGUAAAACUUGGUGGUCUGAAACAUGUUGACCAUUAUGCCAACCUACUAAGAUUUUCCUAAGUUGUUUGACCAGAUUUCACUUAUUUUCAGAAGUAAAAAUUGAAGGUUUUGGACCCGUCAACACAGACAAUGCCUGCCAAGGAGAAUCGCUGAGAAUGUCCUGCAAAGAUCCUUUGAAAUCGCUCAUAAUUUUCGAAGCAAAGUACGGUGAUACUGGAGAUCCAACAAUUUGUCCUUACAAACAGUUCAUCGCCCAAGUCGAUAGCAAGAGCCCUGACACUUUGCCUUGUUCCGAAAACGUGACAAAGGAGAUCGAGAGAUUGUGUGGCUGGGAAAAUACAUGUGAAGUCAAAGCCGAGUCUGCCCUUAGCCGUGUUUGCCGUGGACCCAACAACCAUUUGUCUGUUGUUUAUUCUUGCGGUGAGACCUUUAUUUUUUGGGCAGUUUUGAUUAAAACGAAGAAUCGAUGUUUAGCGCCACUUAACGGUUCACUUACAUGUAGGGCUGGUUACGGUUGUGUUUUUGUGCCUAUGUGUAUAAGACCCCACAAAAAAAAUGCAUGAGUUCCAGAUGCCUUCAGAACUUGCUUACUUCUAUAAAAGUAAUUAACGCAAAAACGAUCAUACGCUCAACGAGAUUUCUUGACGUCUUGACGUUUAGUUCUCUAUUUAAUCGUCGUUAACAAUUUCCCACGACUUACUAGGCCUGGUAUCAAGUUUUUCAAUUGUUUGGCCUCAAUGGUGUACAUAUAGUUUUUUUCUUGGUGAUUGGCGCAACAUUGCCAUUUUAACUCUGUACUGCACGGUAACCUAUAUAGCUGUACUGUCAAGGGAAGAGUACGUGUAGACCUAAUACAAAUAUUAAGCCUAACGGCAGUUAGAAAAGACCGGGAGUAAGUCACAGUAAAGUACCCUUUGUUUACCCGAAAUACCCACUCGGUGUUGGGCGAUUGUGCUCAUGUAAAAAAAAUUUUGUAUCUCAGCUCAAAAGAUUAUUAUAUUUUCUUGAGUAAGGGGCUGCACGCGCUUCUCACGCAAGAGUUAAACGACUAAAUAGAAUUUAUUUCAUCGUUACGUGACUGUGUAAAUCACUGUUGUUCUGUAGGUAAACCCCUGAAGUGUCCACCUCUGCCCAAACCAGACAAGUGUGUUGCUCCUGUAAAGAACGAGUGCAAGACGGACAAGGAUUGCCCCCUGGCUAAAAUGUGCUGCUUUGACGGAUGCCAGAAUGUGUGCUCCAAACCUGUUUUGUACACGAGUAAGUGCUGUUGUAACCAUGACUGUUGGAAGGUGUUUCCUUCUCAUGAGCUAUGAGUUAAACAAUUAUGAGCAGGUGAUGGAUAUUGCCACAUUUCUGGGUGCAAAUAGUCUUCAAGAUCAUACAAUGCAAUUUUCCUUUUUUUCCUAUCAGCCAAGAGCAAAACAUUUGCACAUAACUACUGUACAUACAAAUAAUGAUCGUCUACUGCACGUUACAGUCAAACUUUUCUUGCCUUGAAUAAUAUCCUGUUCAUGAGAGUGCAAUAUGACAGACUUUAGAAUUUGGUCCAAGGUGCAAGAAUGCCAUGCUUUAUGCCUCAAAUAAAUGUUUAAAGGAUACUACUACAAUAGUCUCUAUUUCUCAUGAAAUUAAUUUUUUGGGUUUUUCUUUACCUAGAGCCCACAGGUGGUUCCUAAGGCAACAGGUGUCUUGAGAAACAAACUGCUUGACAGGGACUGGACAAUUGGCACAAAAGUGAAAAAAGCUGACUACAGUAACAGCAGUAAAUUGGAAUUAUUAAAUGAAAGCUUUUUCUUUUGUCUAUCGAUAGAAAUCAUGUUUGUAUUCCUGUGAUAAACAAUACAUGACUAGUAAAACUUACUCUACACAUUUCUAAAUGUUGUCAUUUGUGUUUGUAAGUCUAAAGUAAUGAUAUUUUCAUAAUUGUGAUUUUAAGUGUACCUUUUUUGAGAAAGAUUAACUUCUAUUCACCAAAUAAGAGAAACACCAGCAUAAUUUUAAAAAACUCUUAUUGACCUCAUAAUUACAAAUAAAUAUAUAUUGCU